Vicia villosa (hairy vetch) is the source of this 867-nucleotide messenger RNA. Its product is annotated as adenylate isopentenyltransferase 5, chloroplastic-like. The coding region runs from base 1 to 867 and encodes 288 amino acids. Gene Ontology annotation, cellular component: mitochondrion. The record is from RefSeq and is a predicted model, not a curated record. NCBI's taxonomy places the organism in Eukaryota, Viridiplantae, Streptophyta, Magnoliopsida, Fabales, Fabaceae. Gene Ontology annotation, molecular function: tRNA dimethylallyltransferase activity. The transcript has a single exon. Gene Ontology annotation, biological process: cytokinin biosynthetic process; tRNA modification.
AUGGCGUUCACUUCCUCAACACUAACACAAAAGAAGAAGGUUUUAUUCAUAAUGGGUGCAACUGGGACUGGAAAAACUAAACUUUCCAUCAACAUAGGUCUUCAAUUCUUCUCUGAAAUCAUUAAUUCAGACAAAAUUCAAGUCUAUAAGGGUCUUGACAUUGUAACCAAUAAGAUAGCAGAAUCUGAAAAAUAUUCGAUUCCACACCAUAUGUUAGGUAUCAUCGACAAUCCUGAUUAUGAUUUCACUGUGAAUGAUUUUUGCAAGCAAGUGCUUGAAACCUUAGAUGUCAUUAUAGAAAAUGGGCAUCUCCCAAUUAUUGUAGGUGGAUCAAAUUCUUACAUACAAGUAUUAGUCGAUGACCCAAUUCAUUCAUUUCGUUUAAAAUAUGAUUGUUGUUUCAUUUGGGUGGAUGUGGAUUUGUCUAUUUUGUUUCCUUAUUUAGAUAAAAGAGUUGAUGAAAUGGUUGAGGCGGGUCUUGUUAAUGAAAUUCGAGAAUUUUUUGUACCCGGAGAAAAUUGUACAAGAGGAAUUAGAAGAGCAAUUGGUGUCCCUGAACUUCAAAGUUAUUUUGAGAUAGAAAAUGACGAAAAUAUUGAUGAAGGUCAUAAAGAAAAGAUACUCAUGGAAGCUAUUGCAAAAACUAAAGAAAACACAUGCAAAUUGGUUAAAAAUCAACUCCUAAAGCUUGAUAAGAUGGUUAAUAAACUUGGGUGGAACAUGCACAAAAUUGAUUCUACAAAAGUAUUUGAAGCUAUUUUAAAGAGAGAAGACUAUAAACAUUUGUAUCAAGAAAUUGUGGUUAAGCCGAGCCUUGAGAUAGUUAAGAGGUUUUUAGAGGAGACAACUCAGACAAACACAAUAUGA